Lasiosphaeria miniovina is the source of this 2130-nucleotide messenger RNA. Its product is annotated as protein-tyrosine phosphatase-like protein. The transcript has 3 exons. Gene Ontology annotation, biological process: protein dephosphorylation; microtubule cytoskeleton organization; regulation of exit from mitosis. Lineage: Eukaryota; Fungi; Ascomycota; Sordariomycetes; Sordariales; Lasiosphaeriaceae. The record is from RefSeq and is a predicted model, not a curated record. Gene Ontology annotation, cellular component: spindle pole body; cytoplasm; nucleolus. Gene Ontology annotation, molecular function: protein tyrosine/serine/threonine phosphatase activity; protein tyrosine phosphatase activity; protein serine/threonine phosphatase activity. Bases 1 to 2130 code for a protein of 709 amino acids.
AUGGCUCCCUCGUCUCGACACGCCGGCAAUCUCGGCCAGAUUAUCGAGUACAUUCCAGACCGGCUAUAUCUUGCAUCAUAUGUCGACGCGCCCGACGAGAACACGCUCUUCCCCUACCCCGACCCGCCGCCGCGGUCGCCCAGCAAGCGUUCGCAGCAGCGGGCCGUCGACGGGCCCUCGCCGGCGCAGCAGAGCACAGCCGCCCACAAGAGGCCCUUCUACUUCACCGUCGACGAUACGCUCCUGUACAACGCCUUCCACCACGACUUUGGCCCGCUGCACAUUGGCCACCUGUACCGCUUCGCGCUGCAAUUCCACGAGAUCCUAGGCGCGCGGGAGAAUAAGGAGCGGCCCGUCGUCUUUUGGAGCCGGGCGGACCCGCGCAGCCGCGCCAAUGCGUCCUGCCUCCUCGCGUGCUACAUGGUGCUCAUCCAGUCGUGGCCGCCGCACCUGGCGCUGGCCCCCGUGGCCCAGGUCGACCCGCCGCUGAUGCCGUUCAGAGACGCCGGGUACAGCCAGGCCGACUACGGCAUCAUGGUGCAGGACGUCGUGUACGGCGUGUGGAAGGCCAAGGAGGAGGGCUGCUGCGUGCUCGAGACGUUUGAUCUCGAAGAGUACGAGCGCUUCGAGCGCGUCGAGCACGGCGACUUCAACUGGAUCACGCCCAACUUCCUCGCCUUCGCCUCACCCCAGCACACGCCCGUGGCGCGCACGCCCGAGGGUUCGGAGGGGUGGGCCGCGCUGCCCAAGACGCUGGCCGCCGUCGACGUGCACCCCACGCUGCCGCAGCCCUUCAAGAACGUGCUCCGCCACUUCUCGGAGCGCAACAUCGGGCUCGUCGUGCGCCUCAACUCGGUGCUGUACAACCCGUCCUUCUUCGAGGCCCUGGGCAUCCAGCACCUCGACAUGAUCUUUGAUGAUGGCACAUGCCCGCCGCUGUCGACGGUGCGCAAGUUCAUCCGGCUGGCGCACGAGACCAUCACGGUCAAGAAGAAGGGCAUCGCGGUGCACUGCAAGGCCGGGCUAGGGCGCACGGGCUGCCUGAUCGGGGCCUACCUCAUCUAUCGCCACGGCUUCACGGCCAACGAGAUCAUCGCCUUCAUGCGCUUCAUGCGCCCGGGCAUGGUGGUCGGCCCGCAGCAGCACUGGCUGCACCUCAACCAGGGCGUCUUCCGCGAGUGGUGGGUCGAGGAGCGCCUCGAGCGCCGCCUGCGCAAGGAGGCCAUGGCCGCCGCCGCCGCCGCCGCAAACUUGGUGCCCAGCACCCCAAUCCGCGCCAUGCAGAAGGCCAGCCUCGGCCAGCGCAGCGGCAGCAAGAAUAACAACAGCACAUCAACACCGCCCAACCGCGGCUCGACCCGCACGCCGCUCGGCGAGAUCGACCAGGACCACGCGCGCGACAACACCAUCGGCGUGCACGAAGACUACCUGCCGGCGCCGACGCCCGGCCAGCCGCGCAAGACGCAGCGCGACCGCCACCACCCCUACAGCCGCGCCGCCAGCGCCAGCCUGCACACGGCGGCCACGCUAGACGAGGAGGACGAGGCGGCCGUCGACAUUGACGCCAGCGCCGACCCCUCGUCGGCCGAGACGACACAGACUGAAGUGCUCGCCAUGUUGCGCACCUCGGGCGGCAGCUCCGCCGAGUCGGAAGAGGAGCUGCACCUGCGCAGCAUGCGCCGCAGCAGCAACAAACCCUCUGCCUCUCCCGAACAGCGCCACCGCCGCAGCGAGCGCUCCGUGUCGCACCACCAGACCAGCAGCAGCGUUACCGGCACCAUGACGACCACCACCACCACCAUGAUCUACCAGGUCGUCGACAGCAACGACGCCUCACACGACAUUGAGAACAUUGGUACCUCUUCGGCAUCAGCCGCCGCGCGCCACACGAAGGCCGCCGCCUACGACGGCAUCCACCAGCGCGCCGCCUCGGCGUCCUCGUCGGGCGUGCUGGCCAAGGUCCGCGGGAAUGCCAAGCGCCCUGGCGCCGUCGGUGCCGUGUCUGCCGGCGUGGUUUCGGGUACGGUCAGAGAGGCCGGCGUGCGCAAGACUAGCGGUCGCGUCGGCAGCGUCAGCGCUGCGCCUACGGCGGCUGCGACGGCUGUGGCGAGGAAGAUCAGUGGGCUGUGA